AACUUCCGGGACAUGGGGUUAAAAGAUGGUGUGCGGCGCAAUGUUUUGUUUUUGGAGUCUUCCUCAAGUUUAGGCAGUUCGCUUGAACAAAUCAGUGUGUGUAUGUCGCUUUACACUUGCUGAUAGCGUACAGAUGGAUGCGUUACACAGACAUCGUUCACUUUACAAGGGGACGACUCCGCCAUGGAAAGAAACGUACCGAAAGCGCUGUGUGGACAGACUGAAGAACAGCCGGUCGAGGCUGCUGGAUAGAUAUCGUCUGAUGGGACAGAGUCAGCAGCUCUGCGGCUCCGGGGCCUCCAUCAUCGUGCAGGAGGUGAUGGAGGAGGAGUGGGGCGCCCUGCAGUCAGAGGACCGGAGACUGCCCUCCCUGUGGGGGCCGGACGGCAUAGCAGAGAUCUUCAGUGUCAUGAAGGAGUACGAUGAACUGGCGGUUCUGGAAGAGAUCCAACAGGAGCUCUUGUCUCAUGAAAUGUCCAUCAUUGAGGAGUACGAGAGAAACCUUCAGUUUGAACAGCAGUACAUAUCAUCAGUUGUGGAGGGGAUGGAGGAGAUGAAUAUUAUAUGCCCCAUAUGUCACACGAGAAACUUAAACAUCAACAGCCAUUUCGUCUCCUGCCCCUGUGGACUGUACAUUAACACUAAGAAUCAGAACAUCACGACGGAUGUCCUGCGCCAACUUCUGGAGUCCAGGGUGUCGGAGCACAUGGAGGACUGUCUUCACAAUCCUGUUUUCUCUGUUGCUCCAAACACAGACAGCAGCUCUCCCAACCUGAUGAUUAGCUGCCAGGUUUGUGACUACCUGUCCAUUGUCCUGUGAAAGAUGCUGCUCCUGCCAUGAGUGUACUCACUCACAAGCUAUGAAUAAGAGUUUUUAUGUUGAUUAAAUAAAGGCUAUUUUUUUUUAUAUUUAAUGAGUGGAUGGUUUAAUUAUCAUGUAUACUUCCAUCCCUUACUACUAUUUCAUACCAAUGUUCCUAUUUAAGUGUUGAUCAAGAUGUGCCAGUGUCUUUUUAGUAUCACUAAGUUGCUUUAUUGAAACUUGUGCAAUAAAGUCAAGUUUAAGAAUUGGAA
This is a messenger RNA of Labrus mixtus (cuckoo wrasse), 1074 nucleotides long. It is a transcript of the gene rpain, whose product is annotated as RPA interacting protein. Gene Ontology annotation, cellular component: nucleus; PML body. The transcript is spliced from 7 exons. Lineage: Eukaryota; Metazoa; Chordata; Actinopteri; Labriformes; Labridae. Gene Ontology annotation, biological process: protein import into nucleus. The record is from RefSeq and is a predicted model, not a curated record. The coding region runs from base 134 to 820 and encodes 228 amino acids.